ACGCUACGAGAAGUCAUGGACGUCCCAACUAGUUCUAGCGGUGCUGGGGAUUGGGUGUCGCCUGUCCUUCAGGGUCGCUGCUAACUCUGUCGCACGGGAGUGUUGCAGUGUGAUCGGUCUGUAAUAGGCACUGCUAGUGGGAGUCGUAAGCAGGACUCAAGGAGACCCAGGAGACCCAGGAAACCUAGAAAUGAACUCAGUGGCCUUUGAGGAUGUGGCUGUGAGCUUCAGUCUGGAGGAGUGGGCUUUACUGCAUCCUGCACAGAAGAAGCUCUACAGAGAUGUGAUGCAGGAAACCUUGAGGAACCUGGCCUCCAUAGGGACAAGAUGGGAAGAACAUAACAUUGAAAAGUACCAAAACCAGGGGAGAAAACUAAGAAGUCAAGUAAUAGAGAAAGUCUGUGAAAGUAAAGAAGGUAGUCAGUGUGGAGAAAACAUCUGUAUUUCAAAUCUCAACCUGAACAAGGAAACCACCAGAGUGAAACUGCAUGAAUGCCAUGUGUGUGGAAAAGUCUUCAUGCAUCACUCAUCCCUCAAUAGGCACGUCCGAUGUCACACUGGGCACAAAGCGUAUGAAUUCCAGAAGUAUGGAGAGAAGCCGUAUAAGUGUAAAGAAUGUGGUAAAGCCUUCAGUUAUCUCCAGCAUUUUGAAAAACAUGAAAGAAAUCACAAUGGGGAGAAAACCUAUAAACAUAAGAAAUGUGGGAAAGCCUUGAGUUGUUCAUGUUCACUUCAAUUACAUAAAAUAACUCUUACUGGAGAGAAAUCCUAUCAGUGUAAACAAUGUGGUAAAUCCUAUACAUCUUACAAUUUUUUACAGAGACACAAAAGGAUUCACGCAGGAGAGAACCCCUAUACAUGUAAAAUAUGUGCUAAAACCUUCCAUUGUUUUAGUCGUGUUCAAGCACAUGAAAGAACUCACUGUGCAGAGAAACCCUAUGAGUGUAAACAAUGUGGUAAAGCCCACAGGGAUACCAGUUCCCUAAAAAUACAUGAAAGAAUUCACACUGGAGAGAAACCCUAUGAAUGUAAACAAUGUGGAAAAGCCUACAGAGAUCCCAGUUCCUUAAAAACCCAUGAAAGAACUCACACUGGAGAGAAGCCCUAUGAGUGUAAAAUAUGUAACAAAGCAUUCACUUAUCCAAGUUCUCUUCAAAAACAUAAAAGAACACAUACCGGAGAGAAGCCCUAUGCAUGUAAAAUUUGUGGUAAAGCCUUCAGCUCUUCCAGUCAAGUUCGAGUACAUGGAAGAACUCACACUGGAGAGAAACCCUAUGAAUGUAAACAUUGUGGUAAAGCCUUCAGUUAUUCCAGCUAUGUUCAAAUACAUGAAAGAACACACACUGGAGAAAAACCCUAUGGAUGUAAAAUAUGUAGCAAAGCAUUCACUUACCCCACUUCUCUUCAAAAACAUAAAAGAACACAUACUGGAGAGAAACCCUAUGAAUGUAAACAAUGUAAUAAAUUUUUCAAAUUUUAUAGUUCCUUACACAUACACCAAAAAACUCACACAGGAGAGAAACCCUGUGAAUGUCAGCAAUGCGGUAAAACCUUCAGAGAUCACAGUUAUCUUCAAAAACACGAAAGAUCUCACACAGGAGAGAAACCCCAUGAGUGUAAACAAUGUGGGAAAGCCUUCAGAGAUCACAGUUCUCUUCAAAAACAUGGCAGAACUCAUACUAGAGAGAAACCCUAUGACUGUAAGAGAUGUGGUAAAGCUUUCAGUUUUCAUAAGGAUUUCCAAAUACAUACAUGAACUCACACUGCAGAUACCUGUGAAUGUCAAACACGUGGUUAAGUGUUCAGGUGUCCCAGUGAUGUCGGCACACAGGAAAGAAUUCACACUGGUGAAAAACCCCGUGACUGUCAGCAAUGAAGGUAAAGUCUAUGGAAUUCACAGUCUUUAAAAUGUGUGAAAGAACUCAUGCUGGAGGGAAACCCUAGGAAUAUAAAGAGCACGAGAAAGCCUGCAGUCAUGACUGUGCCUUUCAGAAAGAUACAAAAGAACUCAGACUAGAGGAAAGCCCUGUGAAUAUAAGUAAUUUGGAAAAGACUUCAGAUAUUGGCAAAUUUUCAAACCCACAAAAGAAAUCAACCUGGAGAGAAACCAUGUAUAAAAAAAUGAAGCAUUCAGUUGUCUUAGUUUUCUUUGGAAACAUGAAAGACAUGUCACUGGAGAGAAACCCUUUGAAUGUAAACAAAGUGGUGAAGCCUACAGAAAUCGUUCGAAAUAACUCACACUGAGGGAAAAAAAACAUGAACGUAAGAAUUAGAGAAAAGUCUUCAUUUAUCACAACCUUUAGAAGACACCUGACAAGGCACACGGGAGAAAAAAAAAAUGUAGAGUGUGGGAAAGGCUUCAGUUACUCCAGUUUCUAUCAAAACUAUGGAAGGACUCACUAGAUAAAACCCCUUGGAUGUAAACACAAUGGGAAACACUUGGGUUGAUCUACAUUCUUACAUGUGAAAACUCCCACAGAAGACAAAUAGAAAUGUAAGUUAACAUGAGGAAGCUUGUUAAAAAUUGAUCUAUGUAUACGGUACCAGAAAAUUUUCAGCAUGAAAGAGCUAUAAUAUUAAAGUUGCAAGUACAUUGUGUUUAUUAAAUAUUUUUUAAAGUCAUCACUGGAGUAUGGGUUUCUACUCAUUACUUUCAGAAAUGAAUAUUCAAGUGUGAUAAUUCUGAGAAUUUUCUUUCAACAAUAGCCAUAAGAUAAGUGACUAGUGGUUUUUCUUUAAAACAUUUAAUAUCUUCUUACCAUUUUGAAGCCUGUUAGAUUCAUGGGUGAAUUGAAGUGUAUUUUUUUGUAUUUUAUUGUUUAUGCUAUUAAAGUGUAUUUCUUAUAUACAGGUAGGUUAAAAUUUACGAUGUUUUAUUCUGUUAGGACAUCAGUAUGUUUUCAAUUAUGUUUGAUUGUGAUUAAAAGCACGUGCAUUUUUUGUUAAAUGAACACCUGUAGGUAUGUGUUUUUAUUUCAUAAAAAUAGUUUAUUAAUUUCUCA
Molecule: messenger RNA, 3002 nt
Organism: Phyllostomus discolor (pale spear-nosed bat)
Lineage: Eukaryota; Metazoa; Chordata; Mammalia; Chiroptera; Phyllostomidae
Product: zinc finger protein 709-like
Biological process (GO): regulation of transcription by RNA polymerase II
Molecular function (GO): DNA-binding transcription factor activity; RNA polymerase II cis-regulatory region sequence-specific DNA binding
Source: RefSeq, a predicted model, not a curated record